GCUCGUUACGUAGACAGAUAGCCGCCUAGCGUUACCCUGUCCUGAAUAUUCAUCGCUGAGGAGGAAUCUGCCAAACUCUCUCGAUAUCAUGGAUUUUAAAGCGACUGUGCAUCGUCCGUGUGCGUGUUUUCAGCGAGGAGCGCUCGGUGGCGAGGGCGGCCGCACGGCAGAUGUGACGUCCCGCUCCGCUGCCUGUUUGCGGGACGUGUAAUGAAAGAAAGGGGCUUGUUUAUGAUGUGCGGUAUCGACACGGGGACCAAAUAGCCUCUGUCGCUGCGGCGUAAGGAGAUAACUGUCUCCCCUUUUCCUCCCCCCUGGUUGUGUAAUUGCUGACUGAGUGUUUCUUCCGUGUAGUUAACAUCAUUGUUGACGAGAGACGAGGAGUGUUUACGUCCCUUUGAGCGAGGAAGUGUGGCUGCGGCAAGUUCGCGGAAUUUAGCCGGGACUCCACCGGAAGUGUGGCUUUUUUUCCUUCACAAUAAAGGCGCAGUUAUUCCUGAUGAAUAAGAGUUUGGGUUUCCACGCGGCUACAGGCAAUAUCAUUUGGUGUGAAAUCAUAAAGUACGGUUUCAUUGACUACAAAUUUAUCAUUACCGUCACUGCUAAAUAGUAGCCGAGAACAACUCUUUUAUUAGUGAAGGUUGUAUUUUGGAAGCUGUGGUCGGAAGUGUUGGUUUUUAUUGCCACUCACUUGACAGCAGUAGGAAGUGGGAUGUGGCUAGGAUGUAUUUAUGCUGCUGUUCGAGAUAUGAAAACCAUUGAAUCGGCGCUGCUCCGGGAGCCCUGCUUCUCUGUCGGACACCCCGGGGGUUACGGGACACUUGGCUCUCUGUCGCCGCUGUCGUCGCUGGGGCGCAGCUGCCGGGCUGGUUCGUCUGCAGUGGACCAUUUCCAUGAAGGCAUCCCAACCUCACGACACACUCGUUUGUCGAAAUCGUGUGCGGGACUAUAUUCACUGAUUGCGUAAGAUCAAUAUGUGAAUCAAUACAGCCACAUAGAUGAUUUUUCUUUUUUAUUUUAUUUUUGGCUCGGACAAAACACUUUAUACUUCCUGGUGAUUCUACUUCUACGAAUGUCAACAACUCAGCAUCAAGUGAUGAUGGAGUCGUCCUUAGCUCUCGGUAGACUGGAACUGACCCCGAGUCCGGCCGCGGUUGGGGUCGGCCUUGCCCCGCGGCUAUCCGGCGGCCCCCCGCCGAAAGACAAGAGCGGCCAGCGCCCUGUGGGGCCCCAAGCCCCGGCGCACCUGAACGGCUGCGUCCCGCUGUCACACCAGGUGGCGGGUCACAAGUAUGGAGUGGAUAAAGUGGGUAUUUUGCAGCAUCCAGAUGGAACAGUCCUCAAGCAGCUUCAGCCUCCACCAAGAGGCCCACGAGAAAUGCAGUUUUACAGCAUGGUGUAUGCAGAGAACUGCAGUGACCCAUGUCUCUUGGAGCUCCAGAACCAUCUACCCAAAUACUACGGCACCUGGUCGUCUCCUGACAGCCCCAACGACCUGUACCUGAAGCUGGAGGAUGUGACUCGUCGCUUCGUCAAGCCGUGCAUCAUGGAUGUCAAGCUGGGCCAGCGCAGCUACGACCCGUUCGCCUCGCAAGAGAAACGGGAACAGCAGAUCAGAAAGUACCCGCUAAUGGAGGAAAUCGGCUUCCUGGUACUCGGCAUGAGGGUUUAUAAUGUGUGCAGUGACAGUUUUGAAUCCUACGACCAGCACUAUGGGAGGGGACUGGUGAAGGGCACGAUUAAAGACGGUUUGUCCAAAUUCUUCCACAACGGUGUGGGUCUGAGGAAGGAUGCGGUGUCAGCCAGCAUGCAGCGGGUGCAGCACAUCCUCCGCUGGUUCGAAUCCCAGCGCCAGCUUGUCUUCUAUGCCAGCUCUUUGCUCUUUGUGUACGAAGGCCUCCCCUCCUCUUCCUCUUCCUCCGCCUCCUCCUCCCCCUCUUCUCUUCUCAGCAACCUGUCCAUCAGCCCGACCGUGGGGAAAGUCGCCGUCUUGUCAUCGGCGGGCGGCGUGGAUGCCGGCGGGGGAGGGGAGGAGAAAGGAAUGCGGGAAGGGGCGGGGCAGGACGAGCAAGUGGCGGAGUACAACAACAACAACAUCCGAGUUGCGGCACCCUGGGACUACAGCCUGGCUACCAUGUACGCCAACCACAGGAAGGGCGGCCACCACCACCACUGCGCCCAGGAGCAUCUCCACGGCAAUGACGGCGCCAGCGACGUCACGACGAGUCCGGUGAUCUGCGACGACAUCGCGGCGCUGAACGAGGAGGACAACUCGUCGUGGAAAGCGGUGAGCGAGACGCGGCUCCAGCAGCAGCCGAAUGGAAACGGAAUCAAAUCACAACUGGAAGGGGAGGAGGAGGAGGAGGAGGAGGACGGAGGCGGGGAGGAGGACGGAGGGAGGAGAGGAAAGGAGGAGGAGGUGGAGGGGGAAGGACGGAGGAGCGACGCAAGGGAUGCAGGAGGGAACAGAGAAGGAGAUGGAGAGGUGGAGGUCAGGAUGAUCGACUUUGCCCAUGUUUUCCAGAGCGAAAGCCUCGACCACGGCUACAUCUACGGCCUCAGACACCUGCUGACAGUGCUGGAGCAGAUACUCCACGACGCCUCCUAGAUCUUUCAAAUACAAGCCAACCCUCCUUCCCUGAAUCCCACCAUGUGCUCCUGACCUCCUCUCCUCCUCUCUCUGCCAGCUGCUGCCAACCCUAAAGCUAAACCGCCGUCUCCUCCCGUCUAACACUCCUUUCUUUUUGAAAAAACACAGGGCAGUUUUGCUUUAAUUUGUCUCAAAAUAAAAAAAACCCUCAGAAGAGAGAGGGAGGAAUCAAAGAAGUGAAAAGUGUAACAAAUUAACCAUGGCAUCAUCAUUAUCGUCAUCUCCCCUAUGAGUUUGAUGGUGUCGGUUGUGUGCGCGUGUGUAUUUGUGUGUAUGUGUGUGUGUGUGUGUGUGUAUGUGUCCUUUUGUUUAUAACCAGGGUGGAGGUAAUAAGAGCAGACCGCUCUUCUUUUCCUUGUGAUCUGCAGCACUAUAUGCACUAAUCAUAUCCAUGAAGGCAUUACGACCUCACAUAUAAACAGGACAUGGCUUCGACACUUUGGUUUGCCGAUGCUCAGACAGCCACAAAGAUUUUUACUUUACUUUCACUUUAGUUCAUUCAAAAGAAGUUAAACUCAAAAAUAGAGUUAGACCAAUAGGAGUUUUUGGACUGAAGAUUUUGUGCUGAUAUUCAGUGUUGUUAAUACCUACAGGCAGUGUAAUAUUGAUGAAUUCUACAAUAAAUAUGAAAUCAGUCAAAUUGCAUCAUAUCCAUCAUAUAGAUCAACACUGAUCAGAUCCUAUUUUUAACAAAAGGACAGUAUCAGCCCUAUAUUGGUGUAACCCUAAUAGAAACAGAAUGCCACUGGGUAAUGAGAUUAGGUCCUGAUUACUUUUCAACAAAUCAUCAAGUAAUCAUGCUGGUGUAGCCACCUUUCCUGCUUGAAAGGAAAAAAAGUCCACCUUUUCAUCCAACUGAACACAGCUUUUUUUUUUUUUUUUUUGGCUAAGAUUAGAUGUGCUGUUCUCAUCAGAUCAGGGAAGAGCUUAGUUGGUCUAGAAAACCACUUCAAACAAUUAGUUGUUAGUGAUGACACAAUUUAACCUAACAUUUAUUUACAGCACUGCUCCUGGUUCAUCACUUUUUGCAUUCACAAACGAGGCAUCUGCUCUCAUUUAGGGUGAUUUAAAAUGGUGGUGGUGGUGGUGGUGGGAGGAGGCGGGGAUCAGUAUCUUGCUCAAGGGAGGGUAUUGAACCCAUGAUGUUCUGACUAAGGCAUGAAGUCUCUUUCCAUCAGGCCACCCGGCUACUACAUUUUAUUUUCUUGGGUGUGACCCACCAGUGAAAAGUUGACUUUAUUAUUUUGUUAUCUGGUUCAGUUCGGUUCACUCUGCUCCUUCACAAGCAAACCAGGGUUGUAAAACUCACGUCUCACCAGUAGUUUGUUUAAUGGGUCCCACCAGGAUGUUUGGCUUUGAGAUGGCAUCUUGAGUGGCUGUUAAUGUACUGAGCAUCCGGCAAACCGAGGCGUUGGAGAAUGUCUGAUUUUAUGUGGCGCGUUCUGGCAUAACUCUCUUAAUAUUUUGUUUAUUUAGUGUUUUCAACCGCUGUCUCCAGGUAUCUAACUCAGGUAAAUUUACUGUAAUCAAAAAUACUUAGUUAUUAAUAUUACUACGAUUAUUCUUCUCUCUCAACAAGAUGAUCCUCAUUCUGUCUGGGUGUUCAUGGUUCUAAACUAUUGUUUUAUACAGUUUUACUCUGUGUUUAUGCUUUUACUGCCCUAAUCUCAUGAAUUUGGACCUUUAUGGAAUCGUUUUAUUGACCUCUUAACGUUAGCAGUUGUAUUUUAACAUGGCUGUGUAAUUGUUGGUGUACAUUUUUGGCUGCCAAAUUGCCUGCCCUUUCAGAACCCUGUGCUCUUUGCUGUAUUUUGUGAUGGGUGUUUGAUUUCAGAUUAUUUGGAUCGGUGUCAGCCCUCUUUCUGCCCUUGUUUGAGGGAUGAGAUUAUAUUGCUGUUGUCAAGCGAAAACCUUUAGUCCCCCCUUUUUUUUACUUAAAAGGUUUGAUUGAGUAAGUGCCAUCACUUUAGCAUCAACAGAACCAUUAGUUCUUAUUUAAUGUUAUUAGAAUAUAAUUAAUUAGUUUGACGGGCAUCUAUAGGAAAAUCCACCAUAUUUUCCCAAAUUCUGUGACGCUUACCAUUUGGAAAGGGUUUGUUUAGGUUUUCACCCGACAGGAGCGAUAUGUCACAUGACACGUGACAUGAUGUGAUUGUGUCAGUGUCACAUGUAAUAUGACUGUCAGGAUUGUAAUAUUGUAAAAAAACAAAACAAACAAAAAAAAACAAAAACAAG
This is a messenger RNA of Myripristis murdjan (pinecone soldierfish), 4885 nucleotides long. RefSeq names its product inositol polyphosphate multikinase b (gene ipmkb). Gene Ontology annotation, cellular component: cytoplasm; nucleus. Bases 1073 to 2608 code for a protein of 511 amino acids. NCBI's taxonomy places the organism in Eukaryota, Metazoa, Chordata, Actinopteri, Holocentriformes, Holocentridae. The transcript is spliced from 6 exons. The record is from RefSeq and is a predicted model, not a curated record. Gene Ontology annotation, molecular function: inositol tetrakisphosphate kinase activity; inositol-1,4,5-trisphosphate 3-kinase activity. Gene Ontology annotation, biological process: inositol phosphate biosynthetic process.